AUGACAUCCGCUGCACGUCAAGCCAGUUUUGCUGGGGAAAACCUCCAGUAUGCAGAUGACAUCAAACCAACACUGCAACCUGUGUCUCCGGCUCAAUGUGAACCCGAACCCUCGCCGGCCGAGUACGAAGCCGUCCAACCUAAGCACGAAGAUUCCAUAGUCAAAUACGAAUCUCCAGUUAAAUAUGAGCACUAUGAUAACUAUCCCUUCCUAGCUUUCGCCACCUCAAGCAUAACAGCUGCACCAAGCUCCCCACCCGUUCAAUGUGCACCUCCUCAUCUACCACAUGAGACCCUUGUCACUCCAUCUUCCGAAUCAUUUCCCUGCCCAGUACCUUCACAAGUGCAAUUACCUCCUCUUUUGAAUUCACGGCAUGAGCAUCCGCAAUCGACCUGGCUGUCUCAGCCCACCUACGAGUACGACCAAAGUCGUAGCCCUACUACGGAAGUCAUGUAUGGGCGUGAGCGUGGUGAUCUCUCCCACUGCCUCCGUCUCAACCACCGAUCAGCCUCGCACCCUUAUCGUCUUCCUGGACCGUACGCCACUUACCAUCCAGAGUAUUGCUAUGCGGCAGUGUCAGAUUAUCACCCACUCGAUGAGUUCAGCUACAACGAAUGCCGCUCAAAUGCACACCGAACCUUGUACCCUCAAGCCGUUUACCCCGGGGCUGCCACAUCUCCUUACGGCUGUCUAGUGCCUCAUUCGACCCUACCGCCCGAAAAACCUUUCAUUUGUGAAAAAUGUGGAGCCAGGUUCAACAGAAAUCACGACCUCAAGCGACAUACCCGGAUCCAUUUGGAAGUGAAACCAUUCCCCUGCGGAUGGUGCGAGAAAGGUUUCUCUAGGAAGGACGCUCUCAAACGCCAUCUGAUUGUUAAAGCGUGUUCUGGCUCGAAGGAUGUUUCGGUUGAAGAAAGUACCGCCCACGAGACCCACAUCGACGCCUCUCUCGGACACACCAUCAACGACACCCAGCACCAGCUCCUCCCCCCGAUCUCCACGCUCGCCGCCCCCACUAGGGAAUUCGAUGUUUAG
Puccinia triticina is the source of this 1035-nucleotide messenger RNA. RefSeq lists its product as uncharacterized. Lineage: Eukaryota; Fungi; Basidiomycota; Pucciniomycetes; Pucciniales; Pucciniaceae. Gene Ontology annotation, molecular function: DNA-binding transcription factor activity, RNA polymerase II-specific; RNA polymerase II cis-regulatory region sequence-specific DNA binding. Gene Ontology annotation, cellular component: nucleus. The transcript has 4 exons. Bases 1 to 1035 code for a protein of 344 amino acids. The record is from RefSeq and is a predicted model, not a curated record. Gene Ontology annotation, biological process: regulation of transcription by RNA polymerase II.